Pogoniulus pusillus (Red-fronted tinkerbird) is the source of this 4190-nucleotide messenger RNA. RefSeq names its product transmembrane anterior posterior transformation 1 (gene TAPT1). Lineage: Eukaryota; Metazoa; Chordata; Aves; Piciformes; Lybiidae. Gene Ontology annotation, biological process: positive regulation of cilium assembly. Gene Ontology annotation, cellular component: endoplasmic reticulum membrane; ciliary basal body. The coding region runs from base 472 to 2331 and encodes 619 amino acids. The transcript has 15 exons. The record is from RefSeq and is a predicted model, not a curated record.
CAUGAUUCUACACAAAUCUGAAGAGCGUGAGACUACGACCUCAAGUGCCCCAUCUAGUGUGUUAUGCAGUUCACUGAAAUCCUGUUGGCUUUAGAGUUAAUAAUUCACCUCGCACUUUCUGGUUUUGAACAAGGUCUUUAUUUGCAUGGCACAGUGCAGUUUCAUCACAUCACUUGCAGCUGUUCUCAGCUACUGUCCCCCAGCCCAUCCCUCCGGUGAAAGCCUGACCGUUACACACGUUUUUUACACCUCUCCCCUAGCAUAAACAGCUCCAUUUGUGCCCAGCAACGUGCACAAAAGCAGGCGGCGCUUCGGAGCCCGUCAGAGGAGGGUGCGGAGCGGAGGGGGCCCAGCGCCGCUCGGCUGCCAGCACCCAAGCGGUUAACGACAAGAUGGCGCCGCGCCGCCUUCCCCCCGCCCCGCGCGCACAGCCCUCGCGCGGCGGCCUGCUCGCGCCUGUGUCGCGCGGAGAUGAGUCACGAGCAGGGGCGCGCCGCGAGGCUGAGGGGAGGCGGCGGGCGCGGAGCGGGGCGGGCGGCGCUGCUGCUGCUGGCGGCGAACAUGGCCGGCGUCGCCGACGCCGCUGCCUCUGCCGCCGCGCCGGGCAGCGGCGGAGAAGGACGGCGCGGCGGCAUCCCAGAGCAGCAGGACUGCGGCCGAGGGGAGCCGAAGACUCUUUGGGGGAGCAGUGACCCGCGGCCACCUGCCGCCGGCCCGGGGCAGCCGCCUCCGCAGCAGCGAACGGAGACGCUCGGUUUCUACGAGAGCGAUCGGGGCAGGAAGAAGAAGCGGAGCCUCUCGGAUCUGUCAUUGCUGAGAUUCAUCAGUGCAGAGCUAACAAGAGGUUACUUCCUUGAACACAAUGAAGCAAAAUACACAGAGCGAAGAGAGAGAGUAUACACGUGCAUGCGGAUACCCAAAGAACUGGAGAAGUUAAUGUUUUUUGGAAUCUUUUUGUGCCUGGAUGCUUUUCUGUAUAUAUUCACCCUGCUUCCAUUGAGAGUGUUUCUGGCGAUGUUCCGGUUCAUCACUUUGCCUUGCUAUGGCUUACGCUCUCAUCGAGGCCUAACAGCAAGUGAUAGACGUUUGCUACAACCUGCUCAGGUAUGUGACAUUCUCAAAGGAGUUAUAUUGGUCAUCUGCUACUUCAUGAUGCACUAUGUUGACUACUCUAUGAUGUAUCAUCUGAUAAGGGGACAGUCUGUCAUAAAACUCUACAUCAUCUAUAACAUGCUUGAGGUGGCUGAUCGUCUCUUUUCUUCAUUUGGACAAGAUAUUUUGGAUGCUCUUUAUUGGACAGCUACAGAACCGAAAGAAAGAAAAAGAGCUCACAUAGGUGUGAUUCCUCAUUUCUUAAUGGCAGUGAUGUAUGUCUUCCUGCAUGCUAUUCUUAUAAUGGUUCAAGCAACAACCCUUAAUGUGGCCUUCAACUCCCACAAUAAAUCACUGCUGACAAUCAUGAUGUCCAAUAAUUUCGUUGAAAUAAAAGGAAGUGUUUUCAAGAAGUUUGAGAAGAACAAUCUUUUUCAGAUGUCAAAUAGUGAUAUAAAGGAGAGGUUCACCAAUUAUGUGCUGCUACUAAUUGUAUGUCUAAGGAAUAUGGAACAGUUUUCAUGGAACCCAGAUCAUUUUUGGGUGUUGUUCCCAGAUGUUUGCAUGGUGGUUGCUUCAGAAAUUGCAGUGGAUAUUGUGAAACAUGCCUUCAUAACAAAAUUCAAUGACAUCACAGCAGAUGUCUACAGCGAGUACAGAGCCAGUCUUGCAUUUGACCUUGUUAGCAGUCGACAGAAAAAUGCAUACACAGAUUAUAGUGAUUCAGUUUCCAGAAGAAUGGGCUUCAUUCCUCUUCCACUGGCUGUUUUACUCAUCAGAGUCAUAACAAGCUCAAUAAAAGUACAAGGAGUCUUAGCUUACAUUUGUGUUGUGCUGUUCUACUGUGGGUUAAUAUCCUUUAAAGUCCUUAACAGUAUUGUAUUACUGGGGAAAUCAUGUCAAUACGUAAAGGAGGCAAAAAUGGAGGAGAAAUUAUUCAAUCCUAUCCUGACUGCCACCCCAGGGAAGCCAGCUGGCAAACAGCAAAGCAUGUUUAAAUCUACUCAAGGAAGGUCCACAGAUGAAAAUGGAUCUCCAUCAGUUACCAGUCAGCCUGUGCAUCAGAAGGAGAAUACACCCUCUUUACUUGUAACAAGCAAUUCUGAUCAAUUUCUGACAACUCCUGAUGGAGAAGAAAAAGAUAUAAGCCAAGACAGUUCAGAAUUAAAACACAGGUCUUCAAAAAAGGACUUGUUGGAGAUAGACAGGUUUACUAUUUGUGGAAACAGAAUUGACUAAGAUUGUGGUUUUGUGUUUUUGUUUUUUUUUUAAUCAAUGUGCUGAGGAUACUGAGCUGUUGGGACAGCAGAUGCUACCAGAAUGGACAGUUGCCAAAAAAAGGCACAUAAAUAUUUAUUUAAAAACUUAAAUUAUUAAUGGCAAAAAAAAUUAAUAUCUUUCUACAAGUAACUUGGCGUGGUAUCUGGUCAGGUCAAGGAAGUGAUCUUUGACUUGCCUCUUGGAAAAAGUGAUGGAUCUCACAUGAGUCUCUAGCCUGGUGGCAGAGCUGCAGUAUCUACUUGUCUGGAAAACAGUCUGGAAAGAAGGCAUAAUCCUGUUCUGCGCAAUGGAAUUACACUUCCAGAACAUACUACUUCUCAUGAGGGUUCCUCCAGUGUAAGGAUACUCCUGGAAACGUGUGACAGUUUGACCAGAAGCUUGCCUUUACAGUUACUUUUUGUUAAACAUCUGCAAGCAGAAUUCAAAUCUUGUGCUUAUAUCAACAAACGCAUAAAGCAUUGAUACAUAAAACAGUAAGUCAAGAUAGUUAUUCUUGUCAACAGAAAUCUUCAAGAUGUACCUUGAAAAUCUUGUAAUCAGAAUAAAACUUUGCCUUUAAGUGAAAGACCUACUGCAUACUAUUUUAUCUAAAUACUAAACAGCAAGGAAGGAUCACAGUUAUGAAGGCUCUGCUUAACUGGGCAAAUACAAAGCAUAUUCAUUUCUUGUGUUGUGUGUCCUGCAAGGCAGAUUACUUAUAAAUUAUUUUUAAAAGCUGAGGAUUUUUUUUAUUCCUGUAGGAAAAAGAUUAUAAUAAAAGGUCACUUCUAUAUGUUGAGGAAAGGCAAUGUUAAUUGCAGCUAAGCCAGAAGUGUGUUGGUGCUCUACGUAUGGCUUUAACACAGGAGCAAAGAAUGGAACUGCCUUUUGAGUCUAACUGACAGGAAUGGUAGCUGUGUGUUACCUUGCCUGAUGUGCUUAUAAAAGCUCAUGCUGACAAUGAAGUCACAAUUACCUGUUUUAACUGGUUGGUUUUAGUCCAGCUUACACAGAUGGACUUGAUAUGUAACAAAUAUUUAAGCAUUACAAUGCAUCUUCAUGUCUCAUGUGAGAUGCUGUUGUGGGAGAGUUGACAGAAGAUAGUUUGGAAUGCUUAGACAAGUGUGGAAUAAAUUUGAGCUCAAAGCUUAGGCUGGAGACUAGUAUUGGGAGAAACCCUUUAGUUAAAGAUGAAUCCUUCCUGUAUUGUUGUUAAACAGCAUUAACUUCAUUUGCCUUUCAGAUAUUUAAGUAAGACUUGUUUCAGUUUCCAAGAGGAGGCAUCGUGAAAGUAUUUCAGUGCUGAACAAAUGGAGACAAAAUUUGCUCUUCGCUAAUUUAAUAAUUUGUCAGAGUGGGAAAGCCAAAAUUUAUUUGCUCUAUGAAUGUGUGAAAGUGCAAUGUAAAUGCUAAUCCCUGAAACUUCCAAGGCUACAGUAAUAGAGAAGAUGGAGACAAUUGGACAGAGUCAUCAGCUAUCUGAGCAGGCCUAGUAAUGAGAUUAGUGCAGUCUACUUCAAGAGUAGCUGGAGUGAUGGCCAAAACAUGUGAUUACUGUUCAGGUAAGAGAGUAAAAAGAGAACUUGUACUGGAGAAAAUUCAGAAAUUCUGUAAUAUUUGAUGCAUUUUAUACUAAUUGGAGAUGUUCACAAAUAGAAAAUUAGAUUAUCUGUCCAUUUGGUGUAUCUUUUUUUUUAAUUAUUUAGCAGUUGCUAAAGAAAGCUUGGAAUUGGUUUCAUUUUUUCUGUUGAAUGACAUUCUGUAUCAAUUUUAUAAGUGCAUCUUGUGUGAAACUCAAUAAAAUUCAAUUUUGUAAUAUUUGUUUAAAAAAGGAAAAA